AUGAUUAUUGCACACACUUUACUCCAUUUUUUCAUAUUGGUGUCUAUCAUUAGAUGUCGGGAGAAGGAGGAGCCCGAAGAGGACAAGAAAGAGCAGAACGGUUCUGGCGAAAACAUGGAUAAGAACGCAACCUGCCAGACCUAUUCCAUCGAAAUGGUUGAAGAGGACAAGAACUUAGUAGGCAUAAAUCCAGAGGAUACAGAGGUGUUCCAGGAGGCGAAGCGCAAUGGACUGGUACCCGUGAUGAGUUAUACAAUGUUCGGCACACCCAAAGCAAUUAACCUCAACCAACUUUUACCUAGCAAUUUGAAUGCAUUGUCACAGACACUCAUAGCGAACAUGGGAAACUCUAGCGGUGAUUCGAAUGGUUCUAGCCCACAGUUCACCUUCUUGGGUGGCGUUGUGGCCAAGACCAUGGAUAAGAAUGGUUCGGAAGGCGAUAAUAAAGAUGAUAAGGAAAAGGACAAAGAUAAGGAAAAGGAUAAGGAAAAGGAUAAGGGUGGAAAGAAGGACAAAGAUGAAGGUGGACAGGGAAAGUCAGGUUCUGGUAAGGGACAGGGCGGUGCCAAAUUAAUUCAGCAGAUGCCAAGUCUGAGAGAAGGGCUUGCAGACAGAGAUGAGGCAAGCGAAACGCUACUAAUGCCGAAGGAUGAAUGAACGAUUUUAAGUAAAC
Molecule: messenger RNA, 673 nt
Organism: Vavraia culicis subsp. floridensis
Lineage: Eukaryota; Fungi; Microsporidia; Pleistophoridae
Exons: 1
Coding region: 1-657 (218 amino acids)
Source: RefSeq, a predicted model, not a curated record